AAAUGUCCUAAACUUAUGUAAUCAAAGAAGAAGAAUAGCAAACUCCAGCAAUUUAGGAAACAUAUGUAUACUCUUAUUAAUUACCUAAAGGUUUUAAACAAAUCAUAUAAUUCUACUUUUUUAUAACAUGAAAAAAUAAUAAGAGAAAAUUUUUUAUUUGCUUUGAGAAGACUGCAAGAAGCCUAAUUAAAAGAAUAGAAUUAAGAAUUUCCUAAAUAUCCUUUUGUCUAUUAAUAUAGAUAGAACGAGAUGUUGGUAAUAUAUUUAAAUAACUUUUCUUAGGUCCAUUUGGGAAUCUAAAAUGUUUUCUAAAGGGAGAGAUAAGAUUUUAACAAAGAAAAUUAUCAGUUACAACAUUUUUGCUUAAAUCAAAAACCCAUUCCUUCAAUCAAACUUUCUGUUUAAAAACGAAAAGGCUUUUCGAUAUAUGAUUAGAAAGACUCUAAGAAUAUCCCAAAGAAUUACUGUAAAGCUAUUAUUACUUUUGCUUAAAAAAAUUAGUAACUUUGUGUAAAAAUUCUUGGAGAUUAAUUAAAAGCUACUAGAUUUAUAGAGCAUCUAACCUCUCACAAGAAUAAGUUACUCAAUAUAAAGGUAUUUAGUGCAUUAUUGUAAUAAUCUGAGAAUAAGACUCAUGAAGAAUUCAAUAGAACUUUUAGAAUAAUUAGGUAUUUAUUUCUAUUAAAAUAAGUAAAAUUUUUGUGAAAAAAUUUGCUAUCAAUUAUAUUUAUAAUUCAAAAAUUAUUUAAGAUAAUUGGCAUACUAGAUAUAGAAACAAGAUAUAUAAGGCAAUUAAAUGUCCAAAAAAAUUUUCACACAUUAAGAAACUUUGA
Paramecium sonneborni is the source of this 833-nucleotide messenger RNA. The record is from the annotation of a GenBank genome assembly. NCBI's taxonomy places the organism in Eukaryota, Ciliophora, Oligohymenophorea, Peniculida, Parameciidae.